Messenger RNA from Penicillium brevicompactum, 2064 nucleotides. Its product is annotated as LCCL domain-containing protein. Lineage: Eukaryota; Fungi; Ascomycota; Eurotiomycetes; Eurotiales; Aspergillaceae. The record is from RefSeq and is a predicted model, not a curated record. The coding region runs from base 1 to 2064 and encodes 687 amino acids. The transcript is spliced from 2 exons.
AUGCCUGGGGAAGGUCAAGAGGAGGCCACUCGGCUAUAUGUUCCUCCGUUACUCGAAGAUGACGAUCGUCUCGUCGAUCCCGAAGCUUCCGAAGACCUACCACCACCCGAUGUUGAAGCAGGCACACUCCCCGUCUGGUUACGGGAGUCCUCCAAGUCAUUUCGUUGGGGAUGGGUGCCGCUACCACUGAGGAAGGUCGGUCGCGCCACCGCAAAUUGGGUCAAAGGCCCCGAUCCACCGCAUAUGCUACUUUUGAGGCCGCUGUUUCCCCGCGUCCAGGAACUGCCAGUCCAAUAUCUCGACCGUCUGCUGCCUAAGCGCAAAUACAAGACUUUUCUCUUACUGCUGCUUUAUGUCUCAUGGUUUUUACCUUGGUUCCUAAUUUUGUUGCAUUCGCGCUCUUCAGGCUACAUUGAAGGGUAUGGUCGACCUCAGACACUGUCGUGUUCCACGAACUUCUGGGAAUUUGAUAAUGGGUGUGGUAUCAAUGGAAAUGACUGUCGGCCAUUUUCAUCCUCGACCAUUCCUUUCCGGUGUCCUGCGAAUUGCCGCGAUACCAUAUUGCUGGAGCCCCAUACAGUGGGAAAUCAAACUUACAAUUACCAGGGCCUGGUUAUUGGAGGUCCUCAACCGGACUCUGACUCGGCUCUCUACCGAGCCGACAGUUUUGUUUGCCAGGCCGCGAUCCAUGUCGGUGCGAUUUCGAAUGACGGCGGUUGCGGCGUCGUCAAGCUCGAGGGCGCGGCGCAUUCUUUCCCGUCCGUCAAACAGCACGGCAUUCUGUCUGCAGCCUUCCCAUCCACAUUCCCCAAAGCUUUCAGCUUCCUUCAAUUGUCGUCACCGCAGGCCAGCUGUCCGCCGGAUCCACGCUGGACGCUCCUUGGAAUUACCGCCGCUGCUGUCGGCGUACUGUGGCUAUUUUGCACAUCGCCGCCUGUACUUUUCUUCAGCACGUUCUUUAUGGUGUUCUGUCAUACAGGCCUCGUUGGGGACCCGCCUUCCGAUCCUUUCUUGGCUGAGCUUGUCUCCAGUCUUCUGUCUCGACUACUGCCGGCAUCGUUCGUCGUCUACGUUCUGUACAAAUUUUGUGCGGCACCGCUGCUCCGACCUAUCAGCUCGCCAAUUUAUCAGCUCUCGAAGAUGUUCCUCUUCUUACCUCCGCUUUUUAUCGGAGCAUUGAACAACUACACCUUUGCACGCUUGAUUCCACUCAAGCGCCUGACUCCUAUGGACAUUCAGAAGCAACCCGGAGCAAAGUUGGCUCUGGCUCUUGUCAUACCGAUUGUGCUCUCCAUUAUCUUGAGCCAGGCGUGGCAGAUUCGCCAGGGAGGAUUGCUCCCCCGCUACCUGAAGAUUUACUGCACCAUGGGAGUAAUCAUUUUGAUCCUGCUUCCCCUUCCGGGCCUUCGCUUACGAAUCCACCAUUACAUCUUGGCCAUUCUACUCAUGCCGGGAACCGCGUUCCCCACCCGCCCGUCUCUCAUCUACCAAGGCUUGCUGCUGGGCCUCUUCAUAAACGGAGUUGCCCGGUGGGGAUUUGCCUCCAUUAUUGAGACACCCGCAGCCCUUGGAGAGCAAGUGCCUAAUGGAGAUGGGGUCAAUGGUUGGUGGGGCGCGACUUACCCCAAUGUCACGAGCUCUUCUGUCAACAUCUCCUUGCCAGAUUCAGAGAACACUUAUCGCGGCAAUGGCAACAUCACUUUUGCUCUAUGGGAACACGAGCGCAUGUCAAACCUAGCGGUAGAUGGAAUCUCUGUCCUUCUGAACGACGUUGAACGUUGGCGCGGUUAUCUCGAUGAGGACAAGAUGGGUGAAUUCACCUGGCAUCGCCAUGGCCAUGAUGGUUUAGAACUGCAAACCAACCCUCGUCUGGUUUCUCGUGGCAUGGAUGUCAGUGAGCCAUCGCAGGCAGUCCUGCUGGGCCACGAGAGCUCAGAUGCUGAGCCCGAUGAUCUGUUCUUCCGCUUUGCGUUUUUGAGAGGCGCCGAGGCUGGUACCUACGGUCCGACGGGUGUUUGGCUAAGUGAUGGCACUUGGUAUCCUCCUCGUCCCCCCAAGGCAUAG